AUGUUGUUUAAGAGUACGGAGCCUGUGGGGAAGUGUUUGAAUGAGGCCAAAGUAGAUAAUGUUCAAAUACAGGAAGUGAUUCUCGUUAGCAGAUCAACUAGAAUCCCAAUAAUUCAACAUCUCUUGAAAGAUUACUUCGAUGAAAAGAAGCUCUAUGCAAGUAUAAAUCUGAAUGAUGAUACGGCUUGUGGUACAGCAGUUCUAGACGUAAUCUUGAUUGGUAAUGGAGAUGAAAAUAUUCAAGAAUUGCUAGUGGUUGAUGUCACCCUAUUAGAUCUUGGUAUUGAAACUGUUGGUGGGACGAUAAUGUGUUAA
Capsicum annuum is the source of this 315-nucleotide messenger RNA. RefSeq names its product heat shock-related 70 kDa protein 2-like. The transcript has a single exon. The record is from RefSeq and is a predicted model, not a curated record. Gene Ontology annotation, cellular component: cytoplasm. Gene Ontology annotation, molecular function: ATP binding; misfolded protein binding; ATP-dependent protein folding chaperone. Gene Ontology annotation, biological process: cellular response to unfolded protein; protein refolding. The coding region runs from base 1 to 315 and encodes 104 amino acids. NCBI's taxonomy places the organism in Eukaryota, Viridiplantae, Streptophyta, Magnoliopsida, Solanales, Solanaceae.